Molecule: messenger RNA, 1224 nt
Organism: Botrytis byssoidea
Lineage: Eukaryota; Fungi; Ascomycota; Leotiomycetes; Helotiales; Sclerotiniaceae
Exons: 5
Coding region: 1-1224 (407 amino acids)
Biological process (GO): long-chain fatty-acyl-CoA metabolic process; long-chain fatty acid metabolic process
Cellular component (GO): plasma membrane; lipid droplet; endoplasmic reticulum
Molecular function (GO): long-chain fatty acid-CoA ligase activity
Source: RefSeq, a predicted model, not a curated record
AUGUACACAUCUGGAUCAAGUGGUACCCCAAAAGGGGUUUCGCUGAAGCAUAAGAACGUCGUGGCUGCCAUUGCUGGAGCCAAUAGUAUUGUCGGCGACUAUCUAGGUCCUUCAGAUACACUGCUAGCAUACCUUCCACUCGCUCACAUCUUCGAAUUUGUAUUUGAAAACGCAUGCCUCUACUGGGGGGCCCUGAUGGGUUAUGGCCAUCCCCGAACUCUUUCCGAAACCUCCAUGAAAAACUGCAAAGGUGAUAUCCUCGAAUUAAAGCCCACACUUCUAGUGGGUGUACCAUCUGUUUGGGAGACUGUCAAAAAAGGUGUAAUAGCCAAUGUGAACAAAGGGGGUCCAGUUGUCCGUAGCUUAUUCUGGAGUGCUUUCUACUCGAAACGUUUGCUAUCCUCAAGCGGCCUACCUGGUUCCAGUAUCUUGGAUACUGUUGUAUUUAACAAAGUUAAACAAGCGACCGGUGGACGUUUGAGAUUCUGUAUGAACGGAGCUGGCCCCAUAUCUCAACAAACCCAAGAAUUCAUCUCUCACACCAUUACGCCCAUGAUAUCUGGAUAUGGAUCCACAGAGACUGCCGCUAUGGGCGCAAUAUGCGACCCCCUUUCCUUUACCCUCCAAGCUGGUGAUAUCCCUGCCUGUAUCGAAAUAAAACUCGUCGACUUUCCGGACGCGGGAUACUUCGCUACUAACACCCCUCCACAGGGAGAAAUCUGGAUUCGAGGGCCUAGCGUCAUGUCCGAAUACUAUGAUAAUGUUGUCGAGACAGCCGAAGCGCUUACUUCAGAUGGGUGGUUCAAAACUGGGGAUAUCGGGGAGUGGGAUAAGAACGGACACUUGAAGAUCAUUGACCGCAAAAAGAACCUGGUGAAAACGAUGAACGGAGAGUACAUUGCUUUGGAGAAGCUAGAAUCGGUCUAUCGAUCCGCAACUGUAGUAGCGAAUAUAUGCAUUUACGCCUCGAUCUCCGAGACUCAUCCUAUCGCAAUUGUCGUUCCAGCCGAGCCGGCCCUCAAAAAGCUCGCCGAAUCAAUCGGUAUAGAAGGCCAUGGCAUCGGUGAUUUAGUACACAAUGAAUCCAUUAAUCGUGAAGUAUUGAAGCAAAUGCAGACUGUAGGAAAGAGAGCAGGGCUAGCUGUAACAGCGACCAUGAAACUCAACCGGAAAGCAAUUUUCGAGAGAUACGAGAAAGAUAUCAAUUUAGCAUAUGGGAAAUGA